AUGCCGACGACGUCUUUUUUACCUCCUGUUUGCGUCUCGAACUUUCUACAGACAAAACAUGUUCAAGCUUAUCAUGGUAGAUUGACUACCAUCCCAAAGAUCGACGGCCUGCAGCAGGUGGGAGAGAGGGAGAGCAUUUCUCUUGCGAUUGCAAACACGGUGGCGAAUCUUUACAAAGUGCAAAGCCGCGAAGACUAUGCACACUAUGUGAAGAAUAUAGCUCCUAUCAUGUUCAGCAAAGUCCUCAGGCAUGUCGCAGAGAACGAACCAAUCCGUCUCGUUGUUCUAGCGUCUCAACUAUCACAAUAUGAGGGCGUCCCUCGAGGCAGAAAAUUCGAGCCGGAAUCCAACCUAGCCCGAUUCGAUGAACUCUGCAAGCAUAUAUCCACGAUCUACAGCCCUGGCGCUCGAGUCGAUGUGGUCAUGGACGGGCUCAUUCACAACGGUCUCUUCGGAGUCGGAGACGUCGAAGAGUGGGAGUCUAUCAGGGCAAUGGAAGAAGCUGCAGCUAAGAGGCACUCUGGAACUCUCAAAAUUCUCCCAAUCUGGAAUUUAUUGGAGGACGAGCACGACGAUAUCCCGCUGCCUCUGGAAGAGGCUAGGUUCUAUUUCUUACACCAUGCACAGCUGCUAAAAGACCACCUCAUAUCAAGGUUCGGCAAUCCAAACAACAAUUCUAUCACGAUUCCUCCAACAUUCAAGGCAAUAUACGUCAGCGAACAGUAUUCCAAAUUGCGUGGUGGAGAGAACAAGAACACUGCGGCCAAGGUCGCACUACAUGUAGAUACAUGA
Cladophialophora bantiana CBS 173.52 is the source of this 792-nucleotide messenger RNA. RefSeq lists its product as uncharacterized. The transcript has 2 exons. The coding region runs from base 1 to 792 and encodes 263 amino acids. The record is from RefSeq and is a predicted model, not a curated record. NCBI's taxonomy places the organism in Eukaryota, Fungi, Ascomycota, Eurotiomycetes, Chaetothyriales, Herpotrichiellaceae.